Messenger RNA from Trichoderma harzianum CBS 226.95, 652 nucleotides. RefSeq lists its product as hypothetical. The transcript has a single exon. Lineage: Eukaryota; Fungi; Ascomycota; Sordariomycetes; Hypocreales; Hypocreaceae. The coding region runs from base 157 to 498 and encodes 113 amino acids. The record is from RefSeq and is a predicted model, not a curated record.
UUCCCGAGUAACAAUCCUGACCCUUCUUUACUACUUCAAGGCGAUAUAGAGGAAAGGGGGUCUAUAGCAUCAUAAAGUACAAGUGUUGCAGACACCAUCAGAGAGAAGGCACCAACCUCUAAAGCUAAGGGACGAAGAGGUUCGUCUUAUGCCAAUAUGCAAAUGCUUUCGGCAGUCUUUGUGUUCAGACUCGGAUCAACGCACAGACGGGGUGUUGAAGUGCCCAUGCGUGUAUGGAGUAUGGAGCAGUGUUCUGUUUUGGCGAAACGGGGCUGCAUUUCUGCAGGCUUUCUUAUGCCAUCUGACGGCCAAAAACCACUUACACGUACGCAUUGCUUAUUAGGGUACUUCUCACUGUCCAAUGUUAAGUACGCAGUAGUAUCUCUACUUGUACUUCUGGUAAGAUUACAGGAUGCAAUUUUUCAAGGAAAUGCUGGCAUAAUUCAUUCCUAUAAGCAACUUGGAAAGAUUAAUAAUAAUACGUGGUUCUUCGAAUGAGGCUUUGCAAACACCCUCCUGCUAUGAAACAACGGCAGAUCGUGCCUUCUACAAAUGCAUAAAAGCCAAGCCGAUCGAACAGGCAAGUCCAAAUCAAGCAGCCAAUAAACGGCUCUUUCCCCCUCGCUCUACUCCGUAUACGGGUCGCGUCGCU